AUGCUGGCCGCCGUGGCGUGCCGCGCGCAGCUGCACGACCGCGGCACGCGCGCGCUCUUCGCCAACCUCGCCGUGGCCAACCUGGCGCAGGCGGCCGCCGUGCUGCCCGCCACCUUCGCCGUGCUCAUCCUCAACAACUGGGUCUUCGGCCGCACGCUCUGCUACUGCCUGCCCAUGAUGCAGGACAUCCCGCUGCACGUGACGAUGCUGACGUUCGUGUUGCUGGCGACGGACCGCUACCGGCUGGUGCUGUACCCGUACAAGCCGCGGGUGCCACUCUGCAUCUGCGCCAUGGGCUCGUGGCUGCUCGCCGUCUGCAUAGUCGUGCCCUACCCCUUCUACCUCACGUACCUCGACCUGGGGUUGCUGUGGAAGCCGCUCGAGGGUACUGGCUUCUGCAUCGUCAACCUCGUGGCCAGCAUGCAAGACUAUAUGCGUGGUCUCUUCCUAUUCACGUACGUGCUGCCGCUGUCGACGAUGGCGUACCUGUUCGUGCGGGUGUCUCAGGAGCUGAAGACGCAGGGCGGCCCGCUGGCCGUCAUGAUGUACGAGGCUCGCGGACGAGACGAACACGGCCGUAGCCACUCCGCCUGCCACAGCUACAGAAGCAUUCCCGACCGCCUGCGUUCAGGGCCCGCCUCGAGGCGCUCCUCCGAGGCUGAAUUAGUGGCGCAGCACGCGCCAUUAGCGCGACACCGCGCAGCCCGCAGCCCGCAGCCCGCAGGCCGCGGCGAGUGCCGCAUGAUCCCCGCCUGCGUGAUACCGGCGCUGAUCCGGAGCGACCGCUGCGGCCUGUACGACGCAGAGCUGGACGUGGUGGAGGAGAAGCGCGCGCACAAGUACCUGGUGCUCAUGGUGAGCGCCUUCGGCUUCUGGCUGUGCCCCCUCAUGGUACUGCGGUGA
Schistocerca cancellata (South American locust) is the source of this 903-nucleotide messenger RNA. RefSeq names its product prolactin-releasing peptide receptor-like. Bases 1 to 903 code for a protein of 300 amino acids. NCBI's taxonomy places the organism in Eukaryota, Metazoa, Arthropoda, Insecta, Orthoptera, Acrididae. Gene Ontology annotation, cellular component: membrane. The transcript is spliced from 6 exons. The record is from RefSeq and is a predicted model, not a curated record. Gene Ontology annotation, biological process: neuropeptide signaling pathway. Gene Ontology annotation, molecular function: neuropeptide receptor activity.